Molecule: messenger RNA, 2833 nt
Organism: Labrus mixtus (cuckoo wrasse)
Lineage: Eukaryota; Metazoa; Chordata; Actinopteri; Labriformes; Labridae
Gene: neurl1b
Product: neuralized E3 ubiquitin protein ligase 1B
Exons: 6
Coding region: 445-2172 (575 amino acids)
Biological process (GO): ubiquitin-dependent endocytosis
Cellular component (GO): early endosome
Molecular function (GO): ubiquitin protein ligase activity
Source: RefSeq, a predicted model, not a curated record
ACCAGCCUCUAUAUGCAAACAUCCUUCCUUUAGCUCACACUUCCCCUUCCAGCAUGCCGUUUGUCCUAGAGGUUCCACUCUCAUUAGCCUUCAUCACUCGGAGUGAAUAAUUAACUGAAUUAUUCAGAUGCUCUGUGAUGCUCGCGAGGGGGAUCUCUGCUUACUGUGUCUUUAAAGUCGUGCUGAGGGGAGCCUGUACUAAGAAAGGAGGGGGCUGCUGUGCGCCAGUUAGAGGUGUCUGCCUGUCGCAGCCGCUCGAGGUUGACAUUAAGAAGAGCGCAUGCAUGCUUCAGCGAGGAGAUACAGCUACACAAUUGAAGGCAUUGGUACUGAGAUUGAACUGGUUCCAGGCAGAUACUCAUCACAUCGGGGAUUCAUGGAUGGACGCAGAGAUAUUGCAAUCGGAAUUAACUUGUCAGCCGGUGCGAGGAAUCUCUGGAUAUAAUGGGCAAUACGACACCGAAGCCAAUAAUAGAUGCGACUCUGCAACAACGCCCGGUGGCCAACAGGCCGUACUACACACUGCCUAACAAUGGGGCAGGUGUGGAGAGAAGAACGUCCGCUCCUCCGGUCAGCGUCAAUGUGGAGUCACCUCGCUUUCAUCCCCACGCCAAAGGCAAGAACAUCAGGCUGGAUGGGCAGCUUCGCCGGGCCACGCGCAAGAACAGCUUCUGUAACGGCAUCACGUUCAGCCACAGGCCCGUCCAUCUCUAUGAGAAGGUGCGUCUUCGUCUGUCUGGCGUGCACACUGGCUGGAGUGGAGCUCUACGCUUUGGAUUCACCAGUUUGGACCCCAGCGAACUUGUCACUACAGACAUCCCCAAAUACGCCUGUCCAGACCUGGUUACCCGGCCGGGCUACUGGGCCAAAGCUCUGCCAGAGAGACUGGCCCUGAAGGACAAUGUGCUGUCGUUUUGGGCCGAUCGCCAUGGCAGAGUCUUUUACAGCAUCAAUGAAGGAGAGCCUAUCCUCUUCCACUGUGGGCUCAGCAUCGGCUGUCCCCUGUGGGCCAUCAUAGAUAUAUACGGCAUCACGCAGGAGGUCACACUUCUAGAAAGCACGUUUGCAGAGAGUGUUGGCUCCAGCUGCCUGAGUGCGGCCCGUCUGAGUGCCUAUCUGCCCCAGAGUAACCACGACUCGGCUAAUUACAGCAACAAUCAGCUGGAGAAUAACCAGGCAGCCGCUGCCAAGAUGGCCAACCUCCAGCUCAAUAACUACACUCAGAUCAUCCCCUGCUGCUCCUCCACAUCCUCCUCCUCCUCCACACCGUCCUCAUCUGCUUCCACUGGAUUCAGCGUCCCCAGGGUGGUCCGAGGCCUCCCUUCCCCGCUGGACAAUGACUUGCACUUUCACCCAGUCAGGGGCUCCGAUGUUAUCCUCUCAGCGGACCGCUCAGCUGCCUGUAUCCACUUCCUGGACAGCAGUCGGACUCUGGUGUUCAGUGACCGGCCACUGCACGUUGGUGAGACUUUGUACGUGGAAGUCGGCCACCUGGGUCUGCCAUAUUUUGGGGCUCUGUUGUUUGGUUUAACGUCCUGUGACCCAGCUAGUUUACAUGCCGGGGACUUGCCGGCGGAUCCUGAGGUUCUCCUGGACCGUAAGGAGUACUGGGUUGUGCACCGGGGGUUCCCCAUGCCAUGUUCUGGAGACGUGCUCAGCUUCAGUCUGCUGCCCAGCGGAGAGGUGCACCACGGUGUGAACGGAGUGGGACGAGGCAGGCUGCUGUGUGUGGACUCCUCUCAGGUCCUGUGGGCCUUUUUCACGCUGCAUGGGGCUGUCAACAGACUCAGGAUACUCGGAACACUGCAGUCCAGUCCUCCCUCCACGUCCCCCAGCACUUCUCAGAGCAGCAGUCCAGAUGACAGUGAUUCAGACCUGGCGUUCAGCGUCAACAGAUCCUCCUCGGCCUCUGAAUCCUCUCUGGUGACGGCACCCAGCUCCCCUCUCAGCCCUCCAGUCUCUCCGACUCUCUCCGCCCCGGAGCUUCCCCCUGCUGGAAAGAACGGAGAGUGCACCAUUUGUUUCGACCAGGAGGUGGACACUGUAAUCUACACCUGCGGACACAUGUGCCUGUGCAAUGACUGCGGGCUGAAGCUGAAGAGACAGAUCAAUGCCUGCUGUCCAAUAUGCAGGAGACCUAUUAAAGACGUGAUCAAGACAUAUCGGCCAUGAUGGUGCACGUGUUUGAUGAGCAGGUGCUGAGGCUUGUUACAUUCAGAACACGCGUGUCCUCUUCUCAGGCCCAGCUGGACACUGAUCUUGGAGAUUAGCCAUCCCAGGACAUAUUUGUGCCUAUAUUUCCAUUUUGUAAGGGUUGGUAGUUUUUGGUGAAAGGCUCAGCGCCUUAUUCGCAGAACUAUGAUGAAGCUCAUCGUAACACAAAGACUGCACACAUGAGCGCCUAUAUUUUGGCUAAGAAAUAAAAGAUAAAUCAUUCGCUCCUGUUUUAUAUUUUCAAAGUGAGGUCUCUGAUGUCACAGGUAUUAGCUUAGCAGAAAAGCUUGCUGUAAUCAAUGAUCUGUCCCCUCAUUGUCCUAGAUUUAAAUGUGCUUCAGCAGAAUACUCAGACCGUAGUCUAUAAAUUCUAGUGCCUUAGAUUUUUGUCACUUUGUGUGUCCAAGUAAUAACGCUAACAAUCCUAGCCAUAUUUUCAAUGUACAGAACUGAGAGCUGAUGGUGUAAAAGGAGCACAAAUUAAAAUGUGUAGAAGUAAGUGGAAAUAUCUGACUGUAUGGUGAGUGUGUUCAAUGUGUAAUAAGGCAAGUAUGUUUGGGAAGUACAAAGUAAGAAUCUGGUUUUGCACAGUGAGAGAAAAAUAAAAGUGUGAUCAAAA